AUGUCUGCCACCAAGCCCAAGAUCUUCGUUAUCUAUUACUCAACAUACGGGCAUGUGCACACGCUCGCGCAGGCCGUAACCAAGGGCCUGCUCAAGUCCGACGCAGUCGACGUCGAGCUCUACCAGAUCGCCGAAACUCUGACCGACGAUGUGCUCGACAAAAUGCACGCCGCGCCCAAGUCCAACCUGCCGAUCAUCACGCCCGAGAAGUUGGCCGAGGCGGACGGUUUCCUGUUAGGAUUCCCCACGCGAUUCGGCGUCGCGCCGGCGCAGGUCAAAGCCUUCUUCGACUCCACCGGAAAGCUCUGGUCCUCGGGUGCUCUGGUCGGCAAGCCUGCUGGCAUCUUCUUCUCGACGGGCUCCCAGCAUGGCGGACAAGAGUCCACAGCAUACUCGUUCUUGCCCCAUUUCGUUCACCACGGCAUCAUAUACGUGCCCCUCGGGUAUGCUAGCCCGCUGAUGUUUGACAACAGCAGUGUUAUUGGCGGCUCGGCUUGGGGCGCAGGUACUAUUGCCGGGCCUGAUGGGAGCUUGCAGCCCAAAGCCCAGGAGUUGGAGAUCGCCGAGACGCAGGGAGCGAACUUUGCAAGGGUCGUC
This is a messenger RNA of Kickxella alabastrina, 597 nucleotides long. RefSeq names its product NAD(P)H:quinone oxidoreductase, type IV. The annotation marks the transcript as partial. The transcript has a single exon. Gene Ontology annotation, molecular function: NAD(P)H dehydrogenase (quinone) activity; FMN binding. The record is from RefSeq and is a predicted model, not a curated record. Lineage: Eukaryota; Fungi; Kickxellomycota; Kickxellomycetes; Kickxellales; Kickxellaceae.